CUCUCAAUCCAUCAAUCCUACAUUUCCCCAUCUCUCCCCCCCCUCCCUCUCUCUAAACCUUCAUCUUGUUCUCCCAAGACGGAGGAAAAAACAUAGACAAAUACCAUGGCUUGGCGAGGUGCUGAAGCCGCGCCAAAGCGUUCAGCUUUGGCCCUUGCCAUAGCCGUAGUGAUGUUGUUUCCGACCGCCAUUCUCGCAAAGGGCGCGAGCAGACCAUCGUCGACGACAAAGAAGUCCGUCAUGAAUGUGAUCGACGGGUGUUGGAGACGGGACCCCAACUGGAGGCACCACAGGCAGCAGCUGGCUAGAUGCUCCGUGGGCUAUGCCGGAAAGAUGACCAACAACAUCGGCCCGAACGUGACGCGCUACAAGGUGACCGACGAUGGGGACGAUGGGUUGGAUCCGAGACCGGGAACCUUGAGGUACGGAGCGACGAGGAUCGAAGGAAAAGUGUGGAUCACUUUCCAUAAGGACAUGCAAAUCAAACUUGAGAAACCGCUCCUGGUUAGCAGCUUCACUGCCAUUGAUGGCCGAGGCGCCAACGUCCACAUUGCAGGUGGUGCAUGCCUGGUAUUGCUCGGGGUGACAGACGUAAUCAUUCAUGGUUUGAGAAUCCACAACUGUGAGACGCAUGAGGCAGAGGAGGUGAUGGGUCCGGAAGGGAACGUAGUGAGGAUAGAUUAUCCGGACGGGGAUGCGAUAUCGGUGAUCCAAUCGCGAAAGGUGUGGAUAGACCAUAAUACCCUCUACGAAUGCGCGGACGGACUAAUUGAUGUCACUCACGGCUCCACCGACGUCACCGUCUCGAACAACUGGUUCAGAAAUCACGACAUGGUCAUGCUCUUGGGCCACCACGAUGACUAUGUUGAGGACCGAAACAUGAAGGUCACUGUCGCCUUCAACUAUUUCGGCCCCGAUUGCGAUCAACGUAUGCCAAGGGUCCGUCAUGGAUUCGCACAUGUUGUAAACAAUCUCUACCAGGGCUGGGGCUUGUAUGCGAUUGGGGGAAGCACGAAACCAAGCAUCAAGAGUGAAGGAAAUAUCUUUAUUGCACCAAAUACAGACUUAAAAGAGAUAACGAGGAGGAUUAUAGGGAACGGACCACGUGGUUGGAAAUUUGCAUCCACGAAGGAUUUAUUUGAAAAUGGAGCUACCUUCACUCAGACAGGCGAUGCUCUUGUCGAUGUAGAUCCACGCUACAGUCGUCUACAGGCAUUCCGAGUGGAAAAGGCGGCAUCUGUGAGGUUGUUGACAUGGUCGGCCGGCGUCUUACGUUGCCGUAAAAGAUCCCAUUCUAAAUGUUGAUCACAGCCAAACUAUGAAGCUUAAGCUGUUUUUAGAUAAUGAUGCAUUUGUUGCCCGAUUGUGUUAUUUGUUUUGGCUUAUGGGCCACGCAGUUUGUCUGUUUUUCUUAACUAUAAGAAUUGAGUUUUUUUCCGGAAAAAAAAAAAGAUGUGGUAA
Molecule: messenger RNA, 1461 nt
Organism: Rhododendron vialii
Lineage: Eukaryota; Viridiplantae; Streptophyta; Magnoliopsida; Ericales; Ericaceae
Product: pectate lyase 1-like
Exons: 4
Coding region: 106-1305 (399 amino acids)
Molecular function (GO): pectate lyase activity
Source: RefSeq, a predicted model, not a curated record